CUGGCGACUUUUUUUUCUUCUUCCAUCAGACGAGCAAAUACCAGAACUAGCCGCGCAUUUCUUACCGCCCGUUUUUUCUCUCUCCCACACACAGAAGGCCUCUUCAGUGUCACCCCGGAAGUGAUCGCCGCACACCAAGCCCAACGAAUGGCUUUGAUGUUGAAUUCUCCCUCGGAAUCUCCCACCAUUGUUGACCUGUUUGCCGGUGUCGGUGGGAACAGUAUUCAAUUCGCUCUGAUGGGUUUUAAAGUUAUAGCAGUUGACAUAAAUCCUGAAAUGUUGCGCCUCGCCUCCGCCAACGCGAAAGUCUAUGAUGUAGAAGAGAAAAUCCAGUUCGUUCAAUCGGACGUUUUUGACUGGUUAGAUGGCGUUGCCCCUUCGGCUUCUUCAACGCCAGCCUUUGACGCUGCCUUUGCAUCACCUCCAUGGGGCGGUCCAGCCUACAACAGUCGUAGAGCAUUCGAUCUCUCCUCACUGACUUUCGAUGGUCAGCACAGAGACCUCUGGUCUCUAACUCAGCGUCUGAUGCGCCUCACUCACAAUGGCCCUGUUGGUCUUUUCCUCCCCAGGAACGCGAACAUUAUUCAGCUAUUUGAUCUCUGUCGUCAAACCAUUUGCCCAGACUGCUCCUUCAACGUGGAGGUCGAACUGAGUUUGAUUCACGGAAAAGCGAAGGGGCUGACUGUGUACUUUGCCGAGUCUACGAAAUGGACUCACGGGGCUAUUGAAAGCCCUUAUUUAUCCGAUGAGAGUUCCUCUUAUUCUUCGUAUGAAACAGCUGACUCUUUUCUAUAG
Molecule: messenger RNA, 795 nt
Organism: Dibothriocephalus latus
Lineage: Eukaryota; Metazoa; Platyhelminthes; Cestoda; Diphyllobothriidea; Diphyllobothriidae
Source: the annotation of a GenBank genome assembly